Molecule: messenger RNA, 957 nt
Organism: Dioszegia hungarica
Lineage: Eukaryota; Fungi; Basidiomycota; Tremellomycetes; Tremellales; Bulleribasidiaceae
Product: putative 2,4-dichlorophenoxyacetate alpha-ketoglutarate dioxygenase
Exons: 8
Coding region: 1-957 (318 amino acids)
Molecular function (GO): oxidoreductase activity
Source: RefSeq, a predicted model, not a curated record
AUGACUGAACCGAAGAACAGUGACAUCCAAUACAAGCCUCUACAUCCCACGUUUGCAGCUGAAGCUGGAGGUGUGGAUCUGACGAAGCCAACUCCUGAGCUCGUAGCCGCUAUCAAAGACGGUCUCGCCAAGUACGGUGUCCUAGUCUUCCGCCAGACGGGUCUUGAUGACGACUCGCACGUCGCUCUCUCGCGCUUGUUUGGAGAGCUUGAUGAUGUGACACCGUACAACAAGCUCGGCCGUGUCAAUCGGCUGAAGUACGACGAACUUUUCGACGUGAGCAACGUGGAUGUAGAUGGCAAUAUCAUUCACCCGGACUCGCAGCGAGGCAUUCUAGGACGGGGCAACCAGAUCUUCCAUGUGGACUCUUCCUUCAAUCCGCGACGUGCAGGCUAUAGUUUACUGCUGUCGCACCACCUACCGCCCAAAGGGCUCGGUGGACAGACAGAGUUUGCGGACUCCCGGACGGCGUAUAAUGAUCUUCCCAAGGAGCGUAAAGACCGAAUCAAUGACUAUGUCCUCAAGCACUCGCAGCACCACUCGCGGCGAGUAGCCAACCCUGGCGAGAAGAUGCUGGAUGAUCCGAAAUGGCUACCCGAGAGUUACCCUUUCGGGUUGCAUAAGCUCGUCCAGCUUCAUGAGCCCUCGGGACGAAUGAAUCUGUACAUCGCGAACCAUGCUCAUUCCAUCGUGGGCAAACCUGUCGCUGAGGGGCAAGCGGAGAUCAAAGAGUUGAUUUCGCUUGCUACACAGCCUCAGUACAUUUGUCCGAUAUCCUGGAACGAUCCGGGAGAUCUAGUGAUCUGGGACAACACCUGCGUCAUGCACCGCGCUACAUCCGGAUCCUUCGAGGGCAAGUACAGGCGGGAUAUGAGGCGCACAACGGUACAUGAUUCCAGCAGUCAUGCUUGGGGUCUCAACAAGGUGGGAGAUACUUGGCGGUCGGGACUACCAUGA